Molecule: messenger RNA, 1560 nt
Organism: Saccharomyces paradoxus
Lineage: Eukaryota; Fungi; Ascomycota; Saccharomycetes; Saccharomycetales; Saccharomycetaceae
Gene: BUD22
Product: Bud22p
Exons: 1
Coding region: 1-1560 (519 amino acids)
Biological process (GO): maturation of SSU-rRNA
Cellular component (GO): nucleus; 90S preribosome
Source: RefSeq, a predicted model, not a curated record
AUGCCUUCCGAAUCAUCUGUCUCCAUCUAUAAACUUGAUCAAUUGGAGUAUCAGUACCAUUACUUGACAAAAUCAUUAGAGAAGUUCGAACCAAGAUAUCCAAAAACUGCCAAACUAUACAAUUGUAUAGGUAAAAAGAACAAAAAGAAAAUUGAAAAACUAUUAAGCUCUUUAGAGUUGAGAACUUUAAGCAAAGAAUUGGAUGAAAGUUACUCGAAAUUACUUAAUAAUAAGAUUCACUAUUACGAGACACAUUUAUCAAAAUGUAUAAAAGAACAAAUUCAAAAAAUAUCCAAAAAAAAUUUCAGUAAAGUGAAAGAUGCUCAAAAAAUCAAAACACCCUCUAUAGAUGUUGAAAAGAUGCUUGAUAUGCAGCUGUCAUUAGAUGAUUUAGCACAAUUCAUGACAAGAUUUAGGCUGAUCAAAAUUUUGCAUCAGAGGAUUAAACAAAAAAACAAAAAGGUCGUAGAUAAUACGAAUACUAAGACUUGGUUAAACAACAAUGAUUACAGUGAUUAUAUCAACAAUAAAACAAGUAAAUGGAACCCAAGCAAUAUUUGGAAUGAAGUCAUUACGAAGCUCCCAAAUUGUGAAAAGUUAAACGCCUUAACUGGUCAAAGUAAAAUCGUUCAAAAUCUAGUCGAAUCGUUCGAUUUGAGCAUUUGUCUCAUAUUUGGAUUUGAUGUAAGCGCUAUGAAAGCAAAGAAGUAUGGAGCAAGGGAGAAGAUAGCUAAAGUUACUUCAACGCACGCCAACACUGACCGUGGCACCGAUGGCCGUGAUGAAAAUAAUAGCAUCAAUAGGAACUCUGGUGCGACCAGCGGACAAAGUCAGAGCAAUAAAGAAACCACGUCCGACAAUGAGGAUAUAUUGAUAGAAGAAUACGAGGGAAUGCUAGGCAGUUCAGGAGACGAAGGAGAAGGUGGCGGAUACCUAAAUCCCAAUAUUAACUACAAUGAAGUAACAGAUGAGGAACCUAGCGAGGGAUCAUCCGAUGAAAAUGACAGCGACGAAGACUUCAGUGGCUCUGAAGAGAACGAGCCGAGGAGAAAAAAAGCAAAAUUGCAUAAUUUGCCUGAACUAAUGGCUGGCUAUUACAGUGGAGAUGACAGUGAAGAAGAUACCGAUGAAAACAAUCAAAGUGUUAGGGGAAAGAAGAAAAAGAACGAUGCAGUGGAAGACCGUACGGCUAGAGAGCAAAUAUCAAAUGAGCCGAAGAGGAAAAACAGGCGUGGGCAAAGAGCAAGAAGAAAGAUUUGGGAGAAAAAAUAUGGUUCGCAAGCCAAGCACGUUCAAAGGGAAUUGGAGAAGGAAAUGGAAGAUAGAAAGCAGAGACAAAUCGAGUACGAAGCAAGAGUAGCUAAGCGUGAAGCUAAGGCAGCAUCAUUGGAGGCCUCUAGGAAUAGAGAACGUGAAUACAGACGUACUGAAGUGAUCCAUAAGAAAGAAAAAGAAACAACUGCCACUGGGGAAGAACAUCCUUCCUGGAUUGCAAAGAGAUUAGCUGAAGAAAAGUUACAAAAAGCAAAAUUUGAAGGUAAGAAGAUUAAAUUUGAUUAA